AUGCCUCAACAUGCACAGGAAUACUACAGAAAACAACAAAAUUUCAAUGAUAGAUUUCCUCUAUCAAUUGUAGCUAUAUUGGCUGUUAUUCAAAUGUUAACUACAUUUAGUAUAAUAGGUCUUGAAAUUGGACAUAUUCUAUAUAAUGUUCGUUUAACAAACUUAUUUGUUGGAUUUUGGGCAUCAUUACCAUUUACUAUUUUGUGGAUUUCAACGUUUGCUAAUGUAUGUUGCUGUCGCCGAAGAAGUUGUGCAACACAUACUCUUGUAGAAAAUUGUAUUUCAUUUAUUUUUGCGUUCAUUCUAAUUGGCAUCAAUGCUGCGUUUCUUCGACGGCCGAAUUCUUGUUUUUUCACUGAACGAGUAUGUGCAAAUUUAUAUCAAUUGAAUUAUGAUGUUGAAAAUUUCGACUGUGUUCUUGACGAUAACUCAUCUCAUUGCAGAAAUGCUCGUUUAACAUUAAUUAAAGCUCAAUUGGCUUCUGGUGUUAUAAUGGCAGUCACAUGUUUUCUAUAUUUCAUUUUAUAUGGUAUUACUAUUGCCAAAGCAUCAAGAUCUACUCGACACCAAGCACCUACAGCAACAAAUGCUGUUAUGACUCCGGUUUAUCAACAUAGAAUGCAACCAACAAUGCCUUAUCCAUAUCAACAUUUGACAAGUUCUCCUUAUUCGUAUCAACCAUCAGCACCUCUCGGCGUGCCAGGUUAUCAACAAACACCAGCACAAUUUCCGUUAGGCAUCACUAAUAUGAAUUAUUUACCACCACAUCAAGAACCAAAUAUAUAUCCAAAAAUUUCCAAUGAUAGAUUUUAA
Messenger RNA from Rotaria socialis, 813 nucleotides. The record is from the annotation of a GenBank genome assembly. NCBI's taxonomy places the organism in Eukaryota, Metazoa, Rotifera, Eurotatoria, Philodinida, Philodinidae.